Messenger RNA from Callithrix jacchus (white-tufted-ear marmoset), 1738 nucleotides. It is a transcript of the gene GPANK1, whose product is annotated as G-patch domain and ankyrin repeats 1. NCBI's taxonomy places the organism in Eukaryota, Metazoa, Chordata, Mammalia, Primates, Cebidae. The record is from RefSeq and is a predicted model, not a curated record. Gene Ontology annotation, molecular function: nucleic acid binding; protein binding.
UGUGUGCUCACUGGGAGAAAAGCCGAGAUGGGGCGGGGAGAGGAGGGAGACACGCAGUUCCCGUCUAGUUCCGGCGCAGCGGGGCGCUGCUGCCCAGGGGACUGGCCCAUCCCCGGCCAAUCCGCUGGGUCCUUAUUGAUUGUUGAGCCCCUAGUGCGAGUCAGUCCCGCCGGACACCCUUGACUGGCCUCCUGUUACCCUCCCGGCUCUGGCCUCAUGAGGCGAGAGGUGCAGUUUGGCUCCGUGCGUAGGGACUUGGGUUGGGUGGGCUGGGCUGAGCUGAGCUGAGCUGAGCGUUGUGAGAACCAGAACGGCCCAGUGCGGUAACCUGAGAAUAGCGCCAUUUUGCCGUACGAAAGCUACACAGCAUCGCAGACUGGAGCCUGUCCUCCAGAUCUUCCUAGGGAGUGACUUCUGUUUCGGAGAAAACUCCAAAAUGGUAUCGAGGAAGAUUUAAAGGGACAGGCUGAUUUUUUUCUUAAUGCCAUGUCCCGGCCCUUCCUCAUCACCUUCACCCCAGCCACUGACCCCAGCGACCUCUGGAAGGAUGGGCAGCAGCAGCAGCCACAGCCCAAGGAGCCAGAGUCCACCCUGGAUGGGGCUGCAGCCCGAGCUUUCUAUGAGGCCCUGAUUGGGGAUGAGAGCAGUGCUCCUGACUACCAGAGAUCUCAGACUGAACCUGCCAGAGAAAGAAAGAGAAAGAAAAGAAGAAUAAUGAGGGCAGCUGCGGCAGAAGCAGUGGCAGCAGGACCAUCAGGAAGACAUGGACAAGGGAGAUCCCUUGAGGCUGAGGAAAAGAUGACUCAGCAGAUACUGAGGGCAGCCCAGGAGGGGGACCUAGCAGAACUUAGGAGACUGCUGGAGCCCCAUGAAGCAGGAGGAUCUGGGGGGAAUAUCAAUGCUCGGGAUGCCUUCUGGUGGACCCCACUGAUGUGCGCUGCUCGAGCGGGCCAGGGGGCAGCUGUGAGCUAUCUCCUGGGCCGUGGGGCUGCCUGGGUGGGGGUCUGUGAACUAGGGGGCAGGGAUGCAGCUCAGCUCGCUGAAGAAGCUGGUUUCCCUGAGGUGGCUCGCAUGGUCAGAGAGAGCCAUGGAGAGACAAGGAGAACAGAGAACCGGUCUCCCACUCCUUCCCUCCAGUACUGCGAGACCUGUGACACCCACUUCCAAGAUUCCAACCAUCGCACAUCCACUGCUCACCUGCUGUCACUGUCCCAGGGUCCUCAGCCUUCCAACCUUCCACUUGGGGUGCCCAUCUCCAGCCCAGGCUUCAAACUGCUGCUGAGGGGGGGCUGGGAACCAGGAAUGGGGCUCGGACCCCGGGGCGAGGGCCGUGCCAACCCCAUCCCCACUGUCCUCAAGAGGGACCAGGAAGGACUAGGCUACAGAUCAGCACCCCAGCCCCGGGUAACACAUUUCCCAGCUUGGGAUACCCGAGCUGUGGCUGGGAGGGAGAGAGCCCCUCGGGUGGCCACACUGAGCCGGAGGGAGGAAAGUAGGAGGGAGGAGAAAGAUAGGGCUUGGGAGCGGGAUCUAAGGACUUACAUGAACCUUGAGUUCUGAAUUUGGUAAAGUCUGACGCUGGUCUGCUGAAGUCUGAAUUUGGGCCUCUGACCUGGGCCCUUUGGCUUCCACUUCCUGGGAUCUGCCCUGGUGCAGACCCUUGGGUUUUGGGUCAGUGGGUUCUGUCUUUGCAAGAGAUGGGCUGGGAGUGAGAAAUAAAUCAACCUUUUGUGGUUUA